AUGCUUCCAUCGGUAAGACGCUUUCUUUCCAUUGGAAAGGUUUCAAACUUUGCUAAAGUAGCUUAUUCAACACACGACUAUUCCAAUGUAGAUGUUCUCACUCCAGGAUUUAUAAAUCAUUUGAAAAUAAACAAGAGCUCUUCUUACUCAGAAGAUGAUUACGACAAGAAGGUGUUGGAACCGAGAAGGAUAUCAGACAGCCGCACAAAGUGUAUAAUUCCAUUAUCGACUGAUGAAGAGAAACAAUUACUAUACACCAGUACUACUGGGAGUGUACGAGUCGGCAAAAUACUAGAGGUACUGGAUUUGAUGUCCGUCUAUGUGAGUAUGCUUCACAACCGUGAAAUAGAUCCUGCUAAUCCUGUAAUGAGUUUGAAAGGUCCCAGUACCUUACCUCGUAACAUCGUUACAGCAUCCUUGUAUAAGAUGGAUAUCCUACAGAGCAACUUAAGUUCUAAUCGGGAUAUUAUCUUAGAAGGAUAUGUCGGAUGGGCUGGGAGAAGUAGUCUAGACGUUGCUUUGUUUGUUUACCAAAACAAUGGGAAGGAUUCUACAGAUGAGCUCGUGAUGAGAGCAAACUUCAUGAUGGCUUCGCGGCAUCCAAGAGAAACGAGAGCUGUGAGAAUACAUCCACUCAUAGCUGAAACGGAGGAAGAUGAGCAGAUAAUAAAAUUGGGUGAACAAUCUGCGCUUGAAAGAAAAAAAGAUAUUACACGAUCUCUUAUCCGUACCUAUCCUACCAAUGAGGAGUUCCGUUUACUGCAUAACAACCUCUUGGAAUCCGUUAAGAAGUCUGAAGGACACGUCUACCAACCAGAACUAAGGGAAGAUCAGGCUUGGAUUUCCGAUACGAAAACUGAAGUCCAGCUCAUUUGUCAUCCAGAAAAUCAGAACGUUUAUGGAAAAAUCUUUGGCGGGUUCAUCAUGAAAGAAGCCUUGGAGUUAGCCCAACUCAAUGCUGAGAUGUUCUGCAAAGAGAGAGUUAGGAUCAUCGCUAUGGAUGAUGUCAAGUUCAGUUCACCAGUAGAGAUUGGAGAUUUCCUUCAUAUUACUGCUUUCAUAACUAACACUAAGCAGCAUUACAUGCAGGUUCAUGCUCAUGCUGAAGUAGUCUGUCGUAAAACGUAUGUUAAAAGAACUAGCAAUGAAUUCCACUUCACUAUGGAGACAGUAUCUGAGAAACCUGUACGAGAAGUAUUCCCAAGACAUUACUCUCAUGGUACUCUGUGGUUGGAUGGACACCGUCAUUUGGAAAAAGCUUUAACACGUAACAGCAAAUCUCAUUGA
Messenger RNA from Auanema sp. JU1783, 1287 nucleotides. Lineage: Eukaryota; Metazoa; Nematoda; Chromadorea; Rhabditida; Rhabditidae. The record is from the annotation of a GenBank genome assembly.